Molecule: messenger RNA, 673 nt
Organism: Symbiodinium sp. CCMP2456
Lineage: Eukaryota; Dinophyceae; Suessiales; Symbiodiniaceae
Source: the annotation of a GenBank genome assembly
AUGGCGCCUCCGCGAGUGGUGCUUGCAGAUCUCCCGCCAGCGGAGCGGGAGCGGAUGCUGUCUUUCCUUGUCGCAAACAAGGUCGAGUUCAAGCCUGACAUAUCGGGCAAGUUCUCUGCGGUUGUGAAGGUUGUCAGACCUGAGGCCACCAGUCCAGCUGCGUCACCUUCGCCUGGAGCUGAUAAGGCCGCCGAUCAGAUCAACAUGGCCGGCUGGGUGCCCAGCGCCAGCAGCACUCCAAGCACUUCUGCACGGACAGAGGAGACCCCUGGCGCUGGCAAAGGGACGAGCCUGACAGCAGUGCAAAGCGAGCUGAAGAAAAGGUUUCAGACCUUCACGGGCCUGCUGCCUGCCCUGGGCCAGCAUCCCAAGACCAUGACGAAGGCGGAGCUCCUGAGCUUCAUCGAAGAAGUCUACACUGCGCGGUACAACCAGGACCUCCUCCAGAUUCAGCAGCACGCUGAAGCAGAGGCUGUGGGAGUGCAGAAAAAGAAGAAGCUGCCAAGCGACUUGACCUCCUUCCCUCAGUCGGUGGUAACAGUGGCAGGCAAGCGUUACGGCCUGCGGCGCAUGGUGGGGCAGGCGGAUGUGGACACAUGGUCAAACUGGAUUUGUACGACUGGGCAGUUUUUCAAGCUGGAGAUAGCGGGAGUAUUGGCCAUUCAGUCCAACU